AUGUCUACUCACGAUACAAGCAUAACUUCUGAUGCAACUGGAAUCAAGUCAAAGCUUGACUGGACGUUUGAAGACUUUGAAAACCUCCUCUCAAGCAAAAAGCUUUUUGAACCAUCCAAUUCCAAGGCCUUUUUUCAACUCGUUGUUACUCUUGGACUUAUUAUUUGGGGUGUUGUGAGUGUUGUCAAGUUUGAUGAAUCUUCCUAUUGGUACUUGUUGAUGCCUCUCGCUUGGCUUUUUUUGGGAUUCUGUGCCUGUCGUUUAAUUGCUGUCGCUUAUGGAUGUUCCACCAAGCAAUUUUUCAAUUUAGGUACCAUUCCAGAAUGGAUGAAUGACUUGUUAGGGUUCAUUUGCAUGUUACCCUUGUUAUAUCCUUUUGAAAAUGUCAAGUCUUUGAAGAAUGCUGUUUGGAGAAGUCAGGAACACAAUGGUGGUAAAUUUACCUCUGAAAACAAGGAAAAUGCAUCUCAACAAGAGAGCGACAACCCUAAUGAGGAGGAGGUCUACUUUAUGUUUUCUGCCUUGUUGCGUAUUGUUAAGAGUCCAUUCUGGUUCUUCUCUUCCGUAUGGGAAUGCUUGACCACUCAUAUCCACUUCCCAAUGGCAAGCACUAGUAUUGUGUUGAAUUCCAUUGUUCUCUAUGUGUUUGGUAUUGGUGCUGUAUACAUGUUGAUUUGUUGGGUGGGUGUUUGGGGUCUCAUCAAGUUUUACUUGGCUCCCUUGACUGCCUUCCACUUGAUUAAUUCCAUUCUUAUGAAAAUGAAUGAAAGAAUUCCUUUGGAGAGCAAGGAUGGAAAGAAUGAACAACAACAACAACAACAACAACAGAAAACAGCAACUAGUGCAACAAAGGCUCUCCUUUCACUUCCUUCCACUGUGUUGGAAUUUCUCACUCAUUACUCAUUGAGUCAUUACAAAAUUUCGAUCAAAUGGUAUCAGCAAUUCCAUGACAUAUCAAACACUGAGUCAAAGAUCGAUUCUGAACCAUCCUUCUCUCUUCUUGCCAAGUUAUCCAAUUCCAUUCCAUUCUAUCAUUGGGCCAGUGCAAGAGCUUUAUUGGAAGAAAAGCUCUCCACGCCUAACAAACAAGGACAAUCAACAGCUAAAACUCUCAAUCUUACUCAAGUUGCUCGUCAUGGAACCUUCUCUGAUUUCUUUUCUAUUUUGUCACUUAAGGGAGGAAAUUCGACUCAUCCUGUGACAUAUUCUGAAUUGGUGGAUUAUUUGGAUUUACGUAAUAUUGAUUAUUUGAUUUCUAUUUACUUGAUUGGAUCCAUUGUUGGUUCUAUCUAUGGCAUUCUUGCAUGUCCUUUCAAUUGGAAAACUUACUUAUUGGCUUGGAUUGGACAAUACUCAGCAGGUAUUGGUAUCUCCACAGGUUAUCAUCCUUUCUUUGCCCAUCUUUCAUGCGAAGCAGUAUGGCCUGUUCGUUUAUUGAUUUUAAUUAUUGGUGCAGCAAGUUUUCAAGGAAGUGCCAUUCAGUGGAGUAGCGAUCAUAGACGUCAUCAUAAAUAUAUUGACACUGACAAGGACCCAUACAAUAUUAAGAAGAGUUUCUUUUAUGCUCAUAUGGGAUGGUUGAUGAAGACUCGUCCUGUGGAUUAUUCAAACGUUCCGGAUUUGACAAGUGAUCCAAUGUGUGUAUUCCAACACAAGUAUUAUCUUUGGUUUGCUAUUUUAACUGGAUAUAUUGUUCCAACCAUAAUUGCUGGAUUUGCAUGGGGUGAUUGGAUGGGAGGUUUUUGGAUUGGAGGAGUACUUUCAAAGACUUGGCUACAACAUUGCACUUUCUUUAUCAACUCUCUGGCUCACACAUGGGGAGACGCCACCUUCAAUGAUGACCACACUGCUCGUGAUAGUUAUAUUGUCAGCUUGUUGACAUUUGGAGAAGGAUAUCACAAUUUCCAUCACACUUUUGCUUAUGACUACAGAAAUGGUGUGAGAUGGUACCAUUAUGAUCCUGGAAAGUGGAUUAUUUACACUUUGAGUUUGUUUGGAUGGACCUACAAUUUGAGAAGAUGCGACGAUGAACAUUACGAGAAGGGCAGAAUUGUGAUGAGACAAAAACAAAUUGAUAUGAAGAGAGAAAAAAUUGAUGAGAUAAUCAGACAAAGAAAGGCUAAAUAA
Molecule: messenger RNA, 2127 nt
Organism: Naegleria fowleri
Lineage: Eukaryota; Heterolobosea; Eutetramitea; Acrasida; Naegleriidae
Exons: 4
Coding region: 1-2127 (708 amino acids)
Biological process (GO): unsaturated fatty acid biosynthetic process
Cellular component (GO): endoplasmic reticulum membrane
Molecular function (GO): stearoyl-CoA 9-desaturase activity; iron ion binding
Source: RefSeq, a predicted model, not a curated record